AUGAUGGCAUUCAAGGUGUUUGACUGUAAUAACAAAGGCUACAUUGAGACGAAAGAGUUGAGAAGAGCUUUCAUGUGUGAAAACAGGGUUUUGCCUUCACAAAUGAACGGACGGACGGGGACAACUCUUAAAACUCUUGUGGGUAAAGGCUCUCCUUGGGGGCACUCGCUGGCUGCGGGGAGGUAACCGGAAUCUAUUACGGUUGCUGACUAUCCUUGAGAGAAUGACUAACGACAACAGGGUUGGCUCCAACGUAGAUUUAUUCUGCAAGCUCGACUACAAUUUUGACCAGAACGGACCUGGCCAGGGCGGGUUCGACCCCGUUCUCUUCCUCACUUUCUCACCCAACUCCUAAGCUUUACAGAACAGUCCUAUUUAAACCUAACGUACAUGGAUAACGUAAUGUCAUGAAUAAUCUAAAGGAUCAUGUAAUCUACUAAACUAUUGGCUAAGUAGGAAUUUCGCCUUUUGCAACAUUAAUUACUUUCAAAGAGUUCCGGUGGAUAACAGUUACACAAAAGACAUAACAGGUGGCUGUUACAGUUUAACACUAAUAACAACUGUUUACGGUGACUAAAGGAGAACUGGUAGCAUUUACGCUUUGCUGAUCUAAGCUUUCUACGUUGAAUAUUGUAUUUUUGAAGCGCAAGCAUGAAAGAACUCGAUAACUAAAAAUCACUAAAAAUCCUAUCGUUACACAUGAGACUAAAAGGAAUUACUAAACAAGAACUUGAGGAACUUCUGGCGACUGCAAAUCUUGAAAAAGAUAGGCACAUAUACUUUGAAGGUACGAUGUGCCAGCUUAGCUUUUGAUUGUUUUUGAUUGUUGAAACGUAAAGUCAGAUAAAUACUCGUAACAUGAUAUAUAUGAUACUAGACGUCUAACAAUCAAAAACAGCGACGACUUUAAAAUCUUAAGUAUACUUGUUUCCUAAAAAAUUUUAAAAAUUCAUUGGAAUGCUCUAUGUCUCAGGAAGUUUUGAUCAUUCAUUUUCAAACAAUCAUUUCUCUUUCCAUCACGUCUUUAAAAGUCUUCCGAAUUCUCCGAAUAUUCCGGUAUUAUUUUUACAUUCAUGGGAACACCCUCAACAAUACUUUUGGAAGUCAUUCAGACGUUUUAGAGCUUUGGAAAUUUUGAGAGGGAAAUCUAAUUAAAUGACUUUGAAAAGGCUUGAAGUUUUGAAGAAUAUCAUCAUACCUAAACGUCCUAUCAACAACACGCGAGGUGUUUGAAAAAUUACUUCUGGUAGUCCACAUACAGAGUCUUAAAAAACAUUGAAGGGAUCGCCUUUAUACUAAGGCAUAUGUGGACAAAAUGAUCUCUCAUCUUGAUCGUAAGUCAUAAUGAAGCAUAAAAAAAUUAUUAAACACAAAAAUUUAUCCUCUCCUUUCUAGUCCCCGAGAACUGCCCAAUUCCAUUAUCCUUUCACCCGAUUGCCUUUCUUUUCCUUUUCAGAAUUUUCAAGGCUGUUAGUACCACUAAUCAACAGAGACCUGGACACAAUUUGCUUGUAUUAA
This is a messenger RNA of Pocillopora meandrina, 1518 nucleotides long. The record is from the annotation of a GenBank genome assembly. Lineage: Eukaryota; Metazoa; Cnidaria; Anthozoa; Scleractinia; Pocilloporidae.